CGCACCGAGCCGAGCUAGACUGAGCUAAACCAAGCCGAGCCGAGCCAUGGACCCCCAGGACUGCACGUGUGCCGCCGGUGACUCCUGCUCCUGCGCCGGGUCCUGCAAGUGCAAGAACUGCCGCUGCCGGAGCUGCCGCAAGAGCUGCUGCUCCUGCUGCCCCGCRAGCUGCAGCAACUGCGCCAAGGGCUGCGUGUGCAAGGAGCCGACCAGCAGCAAGUGCAGCUGCUGCCACUGAGCCGCUCGCCUCUGCCUGUAAAUAGCCGGCAUGCUUCGGGGAUGGGGGGUGGGGGGAAGAGAAAAGCCUAUUUUUUCUUUUUUUUUGUUUUUCAUGUUUUGUAUUUUCUGUACCAGUGGUGAAACUGGAUGGAAAUAAAGKAGUUUAUCUGGAA
Malurus melanocephalus (red-backed fairy wren) is the source of this 392-nucleotide messenger RNA. Its product is annotated as metallothionein-2. NCBI's taxonomy places the organism in Eukaryota, Metazoa, Chordata, Aves, Passeriformes, Maluridae. Bases 47 to 238 code for a protein of 63 amino acids. Gene Ontology annotation, molecular function: metal ion binding. The transcript is spliced from 3 exons. The record is from RefSeq and is a predicted model, not a curated record.